Molecule: messenger RNA, 888 nt
Organism: Tarenaya hassleriana
Lineage: Eukaryota; Viridiplantae; Streptophyta; Magnoliopsida; Brassicales; Cleomaceae
Product: eukaryotic translation initiation factor 4E-1-like
Exons: 6
Coding region: 36-755 (239 amino acids)
Biological process (GO): translational initiation
Cellular component (GO): cytoplasm; eukaryotic translation initiation factor 4F complex
Molecular function (GO): RNA 7-methylguanosine cap binding; translation initiation factor activity
Source: RefSeq, a predicted model, not a curated record
AGGGGAGAGAGGCAGUUACUUUUGUCGGAGAAGCUAUGGCCGUCGAAGACGCUCCGAGACCUGUCGUUGGCGACGAAGCGAACGCUGAUCCUAUGCAAAGGCCGGCGGAUGGAGCCGAUGAUGAAAUUGAAGAGGCGGAGGAGGGAGAGAUCGUCGGCGGGGAUGGAGACGGAGAUGGAGACAUUGACGGAACGCGCAAAUCGGAGGCUGCGGCUCCUCAGACGCACCCUCUUGAGCAAUCAUGGACUUUCUGGUUCGAUAAUCCGUCUGUAAAAUCCAAGCAGGUCACCUGGGGAAGCUCCCUGCGCCCCGUUUACACCUUCUCUACUGCCGAGGAGUUCUGGAGCCUGUACAAUAACAUACGCCAUCCAAGCAAGUUGGCCCACGGAGCCGAUUUCUACUGUUUCAAACACAAAAUCGAACCAAAAUGGGAGGAUCCUAUUUGCGCGAAUGGAGGGAAGUGGACCAUGACCUUCUCCAAGGGAAAGUCUGAUACUUGUUGGCUCUACACUUUACUUGCAUUGAUUGGAGAACAAUUUGAUCAUGGGGAUGAGAUCUGUGGAGCGGUUGUCAACAUCAGAGGAAAACAAGAAAGGAUAUCCCUUUGGACAAAAAACGCCACCAACGAAGCUGCCCAAGUAAGCAUCGGAAGACAGUGGAAGGAGUUUUUAGAUUACAACGAGUCCAUAUGUUUCAUCAUUCACGAGGAUGCGAAGAAGCACGACAGAGGCGCCAAGAGCGCAUACACCGUCUAAAGACACAAGACAAAAGCAUUAAUCUCCCUUCCCUUUCACUGCUGUUUUAUACGAUCAUUCACAUUUGCCAUGUGUUCCCUGACAUUUUUUAUAUCACAUUUAACAGUUUAUUCGACAGCAUCAUUUUCCUUUU